Molecule: messenger RNA, 825 nt
Organism: Equus quagga
Lineage: Eukaryota; Metazoa; Chordata; Mammalia; Perissodactyla; Equidae
Gene: CCDC107
Product: coiled-coil domain containing 107
Exons: 6
Coding region: 43-810 (255 amino acids)
Source: RefSeq, a predicted model, not a curated record
CCAACGCUGGCACCGCCCAGUGUCGCGUUCUGUCGGUCUGCGAUGGCGAGCGUGAGCUCGCGAGCGGGUGUGCUCGGGCUGCUGCUUGUGUCUGCGCUGCCCGGGGUCCUCGGAGACCGCCCCAGCACCGACCUCCGGGCACACCCAGGGGACCCCGCCCACGACGGCCUUGGGGCUACGGAAUCCCGGCGGCGGCCGCCGCCCAAGGACCAGCGCGAGCGGGCCCGGGCCGGGGCGCUACCUUUGGGGGCGCUGUACACUGCGGCCGUCGUGGCUUUUGUGCUGUACAGGUGUUUGCAGCAGAAAGAUGAGGUUGCUGUUCUCCAGGAGGCGGGCAAGAAGGAAUCGCUGCAGUCAGAGCAACAGCUGGCCCAGCUGACACAACAGCUGGCCCAGACAGAGCAACACCUGAACAACCUGAUGGCCCAGCUGGACCCCCUUUUUGAGCGAGUGACAACCCUGGCUGGGGCCCAGCAGGAGCUUCUGAACAUGAAGCUACAGACCAUCCAGCAGUUGCUACAAGACAGCAAGCCACACAAGGGUGUGGAGGUUCCAGAACCAGAGGCCAGCAUCCCCUUUCCUGAGGACUCAUGUAUAGAGGAGGAUGAGGCGGCAGCUGGUGACAGUCAGGAUUGGGAGGAGCCCCUAAACUGGAGCACAGAGAUAAGAAACCGAGCUGCUCCCUGGGAAGUGGAGCAGGGCCUAAGGAGAAGAUGCAGCAAGGCUGCGGCGAAGGGCCCCAGUCACGGCCCCCACUGGGAAAGGAGCGCAACAGCUGAAGGUUCAGUAAAACAAAGUCUGUUCUUGUGACUGGAUGCUCCUGUG